This is a messenger RNA of Geodia barretti, 489 nucleotides long. The record is from the annotation of a GenBank genome assembly. Lineage: Eukaryota; Metazoa; Porifera; Demospongiae; Tetractinellida; Geodiidae.
AUGGUAACCGCUCUAUAUCCGGGUACGUUCGAUCCGGUCACGAUGGGACACCUGGACGUGGCAGAGAGGUCGGCGCGGCUUUUUGGAACCGUUAUCGUGGCGGUUUACGAUACGCCGUCCAAGAGCCUGCUAUUCACCACGGAAGAACGCGUCGCCCUGAUGCGUGGAGCCGUUGCCCACGUCGGUAACAUCGUGGUGCAGCCAUUCACUGGGCUGGUGGUGAAUUACGCCCGGGAUCAGGGUGCGGCGACCAUCAUCCGGGGACUGCGGAGCAGCCCGGAUUUUGAGUAUGAAUCGCAAAUGUUCUUCAUGAAUCGCCGGCUGGAACCGGAAGUGGACAUGGUGGCACUGAUGAGCGACCAGGCGCACACGUUUAUCAGUUCCAGCCUGUUGAAGGAAGUUGCCCGUUUGGGCGGGGAAAUUUCGGGCAUGGUGCCGCCCAACGUGGUCGGCGCUCUCCGUGAAAAAUUUGGAUCGCCGGUUAAAUAG